This is a messenger RNA of Diaporthe amygdali, 1326 nucleotides long. RefSeq lists its product as uncharacterized. The record is from RefSeq and is a predicted model, not a curated record. The transcript has a single exon. NCBI's taxonomy places the organism in Eukaryota, Fungi, Ascomycota, Sordariomycetes, Diaporthales, Diaporthaceae. Bases 1 to 1326 code for a protein of 441 amino acids.
AUGACAGCGGGAGCCAUACCAACAUCGCGACCGAAGGCUGCCGAUCCGCCGCAGUAUGCGACUUUCGACGUGUCCAAGAAGGAGGAAGGAGAGGACUCGUUGCCAGCGAUGCCGACCUGGGGAGACUCGGAAAGCAAGAGGUUAGAGGCCGAGGCGGACUCUGUCGAGUUGCGAAAUCUAAGGAAGCCCGAGAGCAACGGCGCGAACCAACCCCUUAUGAACGGAAUGUCGCCAGCAGCCACACCUGGCGCCACCACUCCUGUUGGGCAGAACGCCAGAAGUCCUUACGGACCACAAGGAGCCCAAGCCGCUGCCAGUGGCUACAUGGGUGCUGGCUCGGGAGCAAGUGCAUAUGGAACGCCGGCCCCACCGUACAACCAGAUGCACAAUGGGUAUGAUCAGUCGCAGGCCUCAUAUCACACGGGGCAAAGCUGGGGUAUCACUGGUGGGCAAGAUUAUGGACAAAUGCCAGGGCCAUCGCCCACAGAAUAUGGAUAUAAUCAAUCCCCAGUACAGACACCUGGAUACGAUGAACAUGGCGCAUACAGCGAAUACGGUAUGCAAGGGAACGGUCCUGUUCAACCAGCCACGGACCAGUACGGGGUGGCCGGUGCGCAGCCUGAAAGGCGAGGACCACCCAGAGGGGCUGUCGGCGCCGUAGGAGGAGCUGGCCCUCGCGCAUCUCCCGCUCCACGUGGCUCACCGGCCCCGCCGCCACAGCAGGACUACGGGUUCGGCGGCGGUCAGUUCGAUGCGCCCCCGAGAACCUACUCACCAGCUCCGGUUCAGCAGACGUUCUCCCCUGCUCCUCCUCAACGCACCUUCUCUCCUGCUCCUCAACGCACCUUCUCCCCUGGGCCCCAACGCAAUUUCUCCCCCGGGCCUCAACGCAACUUUUCCCCCGGGCCCGGGGGGCCCCAACGGCAAUUCUCCGCGGACUCAGCUCCAGGCCCAGGGCGAAGACCCAUGCCGCCACGUGGGCAGCCAUUCCGACAGUUCUCAGCAGACUCUGCUCCCAACCCCCAGCGACAGUACUCUUCGUCAUCACCUCGACCUCUAGCAGGUGGCGGCGGGCCGGGCGGUCGCCCAGGACCAGGACCAGGACCGCGGAGACAAUACACGGCUGACGCCGGCCCCGCGCCCAGCUCACCUGGCCCGAUGAACAACGGGGGCUUCGAUUUCCAAUCCGGCUUCAGCAGACCACCAGCCAGAGCAAACACAUUCGACACUUCCUAUAAUGGAGGAGGAGGAGGAGGCGGUGGCGGCGGCCAGCAGGAGGAGCCCGCCGCGUAUCCAGGCUACAAGCCAUAUCAGCCAAAACGUUAG